UGGCUAUUUUGAGCACCGCCCCCUGUCAGGGCGGGAGAUUUGGUGUGCCCAUCGUAGGUUUCCCUCUAGCAGAGGAUCGGUGGGCUCGUUCCCUGCGGCUCGCGCGGUUGCGUGCGGCCUCGGGCUGUCCGGCUGCGGCCGCGGCAGGGCCGCCUUCCUCAGAGCCGCAUCCAGCAGGCAGCGUGCGUCUGUCGUGAGACGGCCGAGGCCGCGCCCCUCAGAGACUUAGCGGCUACCCGCCUGCGCGUGAGUUACAGGUAACUCUAAAUUUUCCAGCUGCAGAAUGUGUAGUACCUUAAAAGGUUGGCCAUGACGAGCAGACUGGACCUGAAGGAAGACAAGAUGAAGGAGGUUCAGUUCGUGGGAGAUGAUGAUGUUCUUAAUCAUAUUCUUGAUAGAGAAGCAGGCACUAAAUUAAAGAAGGAGCGAACUCAGCUUUUGGUCAAUCCACAAAAAAUAAUAAAGAAGCAGGAAUAUGAUGUGGAGGAAGGUGACCAGGAAGUGCUAAAGGAUCAGAACUACCUAAAAGUUUUGGGACAAAAUGUUCAAGAAUCUUUGAAAAAUGGCUCUACUACAGAUGAUGUGAAUAAAGUUUAUUCUUUUCAGAAUAGAAAGCACCCUGAAAAGAUGGCUAAAUUAGCUUCUGAACUAGCAAAAACACCAAGAAAAAGUGUCUCAUCCAGUUUGAAAAAUGAUCCUGAAAUCAUAAGCAUUCCUCAGAGUAGCAAAGGGCAUCCUGCUUCAGACAAAGUACAGCCAAAGGUAAUUCCCAGGUCUCAUUCUGACAGUGAUAGUGAAUAUUCGGCUUCCAACUCCGAGGAUGAAGGAGGUAUGCAGGAAUCUGAGGAGGACACGAGUGCAUCUGUGCUCAGCCCGAAGGUUCCUGCUCAGAGUAGAGCUUCAGCGCCUGUCUGCAAAGGAACACCUUCUAAGAAGAUGAAGCGAGCUAAGCGUAGCAACUUAGUGGAAGAAUAUUUUGAGGCUCACAGCAGUUCCCAGGUCCUGACCUCAGACAGAACCCUGCAGAAGCUGAAGAGAGCUGCCUUGGACCAGCAAACUCUACGUAACUUAUUGAGCAAGGUUUCUCCUUCCUUUUCCCCUGAACUUACACAAUUAAAUCAACAACAUGAAAAAUUAUUUCAUAAAUGGAUGCUGCAGUUACACCUUGGCUUCAACAUUGUGCUUUAUGGUUUGGGCUCUAAGAGAGAUUUACUAGAAAGAUUCCGAACCACGAUGCUUCAGGACUCCAUUCAUGUUGUCAUCAAUGGCUUCUUCCCUGGGAUCAGUGUAAAGUCAAUCCUGAACUCUGUAACAGAAGACAUCCUUGGUCAUACGGGCACUUUCCGAAGCGUUCUGGAUCAGCUAGACUGGAUCGUAAACAGAUUUAAAGAAGAUUCUUCUUUAGAACUCUUCCUUGUUAUCCACAACUUGGACAGCCAAAUGUUGAGAGGAGACAAGAGCCAGCAGAUCAUUGGACAGCUGUCGUCUUUGCGUAAUGUGUUCCUAAUCGCCUCUGUUGAUCACCUCAAUGCUCCUCUUAUGUGGGAUCACGCGAAACAGAGCCUUUACAACUGGCUGUGGUACGAGACGACCACAUACAGGCCCUACACCGAGGAGACAUCCUACGAGAACUCACUGCUGGUCACGCAGUCCGGCUCGCUCCCACUGAGCGCCCUGAUGCACGUCUUGCGCAGCCUCACCCCCAACGCAAGGGGCAUUUUCAGGCUGCUCAUGAGGCAUCAGCUGGAUAAGCAGGAGGACCCUUCCUACGCUGGGCUGUCCUUCCAGGACUUCUACCAGCAGUGUCGGGAGGCCUUCCUUGUCAACAGUGACCUGACGCUCCGGGCCCAGCUGACUGAGUUCAGGGACCACAGGCUCAUAAGGACGAAGAAGGGAACGGAUGGCGUGGAGUAUUUACUAAUUCCUGUUGACAGCGGGACGCUGACCGAUUUCUUGGAGGAAGAGGAGGCUUGAAGCUGCUGCUUAGAGGUGAAUAGUGUUAGUAAGGUGGGCUGGUGUCUGGCAGACGUGAAACGCACACAGGAUCUUUCCACCUCAGAGAGCGCCAGGUCCAGCCUCCCACAGCCUGCGUGCGCACCUGAGGGGUGGAGCCAAGCGUGGCCCCCGCAGGGAACCUCCUCCUACACCCCAACUUCCUGCUUGGAAAGGAAAUGCUUUGUUGUGUGACUAAUGAAGUCUGUGCACCAUCCGCUUCCUCACUCAUUUCUUACCUUGUAACUUUCGUAUUUCCAAAAAUGCCUGGCUUAAUUUUUUGGAAUCAAUCACAUAAUUGAUUCCAUAAUAAAUCCAUUAAGGUUAUAGUCUCAAAUGUAACUACCGAAAAUAUGAUUUGUACAUGAAUGGAGUUUUUAGUUUUUGGCCAGUCCAGAGUAUAUUUAAUGAGAAUGAAUCUGCUGCCCAUUCCCUGGCCCCGGGGUUUAGCUGGCCAGACAGCAUCUUCCCUGUUCUUCCUUCUGUGGCUUCCAGGCCUGUGGUGGUGAACCUGUGGUAUACAGGAGCUUGUUACGCUACAGGUUCACCCUCACGGGACUCCACGCCAAGACGUCUCCUCUACGUUUACAGACAGUGGUGAUGUGCUUGCUGGUUUGCACUUUGCUUUCGUCUUGUAACUGUUAUACUAUAAAAAUAUAUAAAACUUUUAAUGACCUAACAUGCAAACUUUCGCAUUUGGUCUUAAAUAUCUGGUUUAUUUUUAUAAUUUUUGUGUCUGUACACUAUUUGAGAGCAGUUAACUCUAUGUAACAGUGCUAUUAAUAAAAGCCAAUUUCAAUAGAAUCAUUCCGUGCUGGUUUAUUACUAGAAGUACUGUGGGCCCCUUACUGUGCUGGCGCCAUGGCUACCCAAGGUUGAGUCCCUGCACUUGGGCUUCCAAAGCUACAUUUCUGCUGUCACCUUUCUGAGGAUACCGCCCAACUCUCCUGAGCCCCCCUCACGCACAGCUGACGUGGCUGGCCCAGGAUGCCACAGGGCUCAGGCCUUUGGGCUGCUCCUCAGUGACCCCCUAUGAAUAAUCCCUGCUAGGGUCCCUUGACAUUUGGGACAAUGUUUUAAAAGAUUUGUUUUUAUCAUCAAAAUAAGUUGCAAAGAGAAACAAAGUGUGGUUUUAAAAUCUCCCCUCAUACCACCCAAAGGGGGGAAAAAAAAAAUCACAGUAAAAGUGGAUGGUUAGCCAGGUGUGGUUAUGUACACCUGUAAUCCCAGCACUCAGGAGGCUGAGGCAGGAGGGACCAGCCUGGGCUGCA
Messenger RNA from Octodon degus (degu), 3263 nucleotides. It is a transcript of the gene Orc2, whose product is annotated as origin recognition complex subunit 2. Lineage: Eukaryota; Metazoa; Chordata; Mammalia; Rodentia; Octodontidae. Gene Ontology annotation, biological process: DNA replication. Gene Ontology annotation, cellular component: nuclear origin of replication recognition complex; nucleus. Gene Ontology annotation, molecular function: DNA replication origin binding. The record is from RefSeq and is a predicted model, not a curated record. Bases 310 to 1974 code for a protein of 554 amino acids. The transcript is spliced from 18 exons.